AGGAAACAGGUUGUUCCUGUUCAGUUGUCACUGAGGAGAGACACACAGACGGAGAGACAGACGCUGCACUCAGAGACAAAAUGGCUUCCAGAUUAGAGGAGGAUUUCUGCUGUCCGGUCUGUCAUGAUGUCUUUAGAGAUCCUGUUGUUCUGUCAUGCAGCCACAGCUUCUGUAAAGACUGUCUGAAGAGCUGGUGGACAGAGAAACAGACACGUGAGUGUCCAAAUUGUAAGAGAAGAUCUUCAAAGGCUGAACCACCCUGUAAUCUGACUUUAAAGAACCUGUGUGAGAGUUUCUUACAGGAGAGAGAUCAGAGAUCUUCAGAGGCUCUCUGCAGUCUGCACUCUGAGAAACUCAAACUCUUCUGUCUGGACCAUCAGCAGCCAGUGUGUCUCGUCUGCAGAGAUUCAGAAAAACACUCCAACCACAGAUUCAGACCCAUCGAUGAAGCUGCUCGACGACACAAGAAGGAACUUGAGGAAACUCUGGAGCCCUUAAAGGAGAAGUUAAAGGUUUGUGAAGGAGUUAAAGUGAAGUUUGAUCAAACAGCAGAACACAUGAAGGUCCAGGCCCAACGCACAGAGAGGAAGAUUAAGGAGCAGUUUAAGAAGCUUCACCAGUUUCUAGAAGAGGAAGAGGAGGUCAGGCUGGCUGCACUGAGGGAGGAAGAGGAGCAGAAGAGUCAGAUGAUGAAGAAGAAGAUGGAGGCUCUGAGCAGAGAGAUAGCAGCUCUUUCAGACACAGUCAGAGCCACAGAGGAGGAGCUGAGAGCUGAAGACGUCUCAUUCCUGAACAACUACAAGGCUGCAGUGGAAAGAGUCCAGCAGCGCCCCCUGGAGGAUCCACAGCUGCCCUCAGGAGCUCUGAUAGACGAGGCCAAACACCUGGGCAACCUGACCUUCAACAUCUGGAACAAGAUGAAGGACAUGGUCUCCUACAGUCCUGUGAUUCUGGAUCCAAACACUGCUAAUCCAAAACUCAUCCUGUCUGAAGAUCUGACCAGUGUGAGCGAGGGAGAGGAACAGCAGCUUCCUGAUAAUCCAGAGAGGAUUGAUCAGUACUGCUCUGUUCUGGGCUCAGAGGGCUUUAACUCAGGGACUCACAGCUGGGAUGUCGAGGUUGGAGACAGUACAUUCUGGUUACUGGGUGUGUUAGCAGAGUCUGCCCAGAGGAAGGCAGACAUACUGUCUGGAUUCUGGAGAAUAGGGUUCUAUGAAGGUAAAUACUCAGCACGGUCACCAUCAGCUUCAUCAACUGAUCUUGUAGUUCAGAAGAAGGUCCAGAGGAUCAGAGUGAAUCUGGACUGGAACAGAGGAAAGCUGUCGUUCUCUGAUCCUGAUACUAACACACACAUACACACCUUCACACACACUUUCACUGAGAGGAUGUUUCCAUUAAUUUACACUGGGGAUAAAGUCCCAGUGAAGAUAUUACCAGUGAAGGUCAGAGUGACAGUGUAACAGAGCAGUUAGAGAUAAAGAGGAUGAUUAUAUUCAUGAUGUUUAUUUCUUAAAGAGAAAAGUCUCUGAAUUGAACCUGUUAAACUGAAACCUGCUCCUCAUUAUUCCAACACUGCAGGAACAGACACAUAUUAUUAAAUAUAAUCAAAUGUUCUGGUAUUAAGGAAAUAUUUAGCCAAUUGAUCUGAAAUCAAGAAUUUGUGCCUUUUCUUUGUAUCUUGUAUUUUCCUGUUUUAUUUUGUUGUUUAAUUCUAUUUCUGUUUUAUUAUCUGAAAUUUUCUACCUGGUUUUAUUAUUCUGAUUGUUUUUAUUUUCUUUUUGUUGUUAUUUAGUUUGAAAUCAGCUUUUUGUUUCUAUUUUGUUUCUAUUUUAACUUAAAGACCAGCGACCAGUUUGUGGAAGGUCGGUCCGUGUAUGUUUUGGUCAUUGGAUUUUCCUUUCAGAAAGGGGUAAUAAAAAACAGAAAACGA
Dicentrarchus labrax (European seabass) is the source of this 1930-nucleotide messenger RNA. Its product is annotated as zinc-binding protein A33-like. Gene Ontology annotation, molecular function: zinc ion binding; protein binding. The record is from RefSeq and is a predicted model, not a curated record. NCBI's taxonomy places the organism in Eukaryota, Metazoa, Chordata, Actinopteri, Moronidae.